This is a messenger RNA of Stomoxys calcitrans (stable fly), 3786 nucleotides long. It is a transcript of the gene acj6, whose product is annotated as inhibitory POU protein. Bases 1030 to 2169 code for a protein of 379 amino acids. The transcript has 9 exons. Gene Ontology annotation, molecular function: RNA polymerase II cis-regulatory region sequence-specific DNA binding; DNA-binding transcription factor activity, RNA polymerase II-specific. Lineage: Eukaryota; Metazoa; Arthropoda; Insecta; Diptera; Muscidae. Gene Ontology annotation, biological process: regulation of transcription by RNA polymerase II. The record is from RefSeq and is a predicted model, not a curated record.
GUGAAAUCUGUUCGGGUCCGUUUAGUUUAAACAAUAGCAGCAGAUACAGAUACAGAUAGAUAUCUACACUUACUUACACUUACUGUCUGCCUCUGCUUGUUCUUGUUGUUGUUCUUCUUCUUCUACUUCGUCUUCAUGUUCUUGGCAAGGCAAGGCGACUCACUCGUGGGCCAAAUCCUUCUCGAGAUACAAUAAUUAUACCCAUAACAGUGCGUGUUUGUUAUCCAAGCGGCCGACGACUACGACGACCACCACCAGACCAACAAACCAACCAACCAACCGACCGACCGAACAGCCAGCCACGCAGGCAGUCAAGUCAGUCAGCCAGCCAACGAAGCAGCCAAACAACCUACUUUAUAAUUUAUCAAGCUUAUUUGUGAUUCAUAGUUAGCAUUCGUUAUUUCAUUAUCAAUUGUGAUCAAUUUUAUAAUUAAAGUUUCAUAUCUGGUGGCGGCGGCGACGGUAAACGAAUGAUUUGCAUAUCCCAUACAGCUAGCCAGCCAACCAGCCAGCCAGCAUACCAACAACAUACUACAACUGCAUCCCAAAAUCCUAAGGGAAAGUGAAGAAAAUUUAUAAAACAAAUACUAAAGAUCCAAGGAUAUAUAGGGGCCGAAUCCAUUUCACCUCCCCCCCCUCCCCCAUACUCACAAGAAGUGUUGUUGCGUCCGUUAAUUGUGCAUUAAUAAAUUUAAGAAAUAUAGAGAAAAAAAUCGCAAACGCGAGUGUGUGUGUCAGUGAGUGCGUUCUAGAGUGCCAACGCUUAAUCCAUAUACCAUAGCAAACAAAAUAGCAAAGGAUAUCGCUGGAGAAAAUAAAUCAACAAAAGAAGAAAAGCAAAGAAUUUAAAUUGGCCUUUCCAGGGGCCCAACGCAAAAGAUUUCGAAAAUUUGUUAAUUUGUGUUGUCCUGCUUGUUGUAAGCAGGAUUUGUGCUUGAAAUUGUUUAAAAGUGCUUCAAAAUUUACUCUCCAACGACUUUUGACGCCUCCAGGGCGUUCAAACUAGAAGAAGAUUUCGUGGGAGGCUGCAUGACCAUGUCGAUGUACUCAUCGACGGAUAAAAUGAAAAUGUCGGCGCCCAGUUGUUUUCCCGGUCGCUACAGUCCUUCCUAUCGAAGUUCCGAGCAAAUGAGGCGCUGCAUGCCAAAUCCUUCGAGUCGCUUGUUAGAAGAUGCAUCCCUUCUAUGCAAUUCAUGGUCAGCACGCCAAAAUGGCGAUAUAUUUGCUGGAAUCAAUGAUGGCAUACUCAGCAGAGCGGAAGCGCUGUCUGCGAUAGACAUAGGAAAGCAUCAAGCGUCUCAUGUACAUCCCUCGCAAAUGACCUCCCAAAUGAAGCAUGAUGUAAUGUAUCAUCAUCACAGUAUGGGAGGUCCUCCGCAAAGGCCACUGCAGAUGCAUCACUCAAUGGACCAGUUAGAUAUGCUGGAUCCAACGGGUUCGAUGACAACGCUAGCCCCCAUUUCAGAAACGCCUUUAACACCUACGCACCAGCAUUUACAUGGAUCCUACCACAGUAUGAACCACAUGAUGACGCAUCAUCAUCCGAGUGGUUUAGGUGGACACUCAACGGGUCAUCAUGGUCAUUCUGCGGUACAUCAUCCUGUGAUAACAGCGGCAGUUGCUGCGGCGGGUCUACAUCCGGACACCGAUACAGAUCCUAGAGAACUCGAGGCGUUUGCGGAGAGAUUUAAACAAAGAAGAAUAAAAUUAGGAGUCACACAAGCCGAUGUCGGAAAAGCACUAGCGAAUUUAAAGUUACCUGGAGUUGGGGCGCUCUCUCAAAGUACAAUAUGUCGAUUUGAAAGUCUCACACUGUCUCACAAUAACAUGAUUGCCCUGAAGCCCAUUCUGCAGGCGUGGCUGGAGGAAGCGGAGGCUCAGGCGAAAAACAAACGACGAGAUCCUGAUGCCCCCAGUGUACUGCCUGCCGGCGAAAAGAAAAGAAAAAGGACUUCCAUUGCGGCACCUGAAAAGCGAUCUUUGGAAGCGUAUUUUGCCGUUCAACCGAGACCAUCUGGUGAGAAGAUAGCUGCCAUUGCCGAGAAGCUGGACCUGAAGAAGAAUGUGGUGCGAGUAUGGUUCUGUAAUCAGAGACAAAAACAAAAACGUAUAGUUAGCAGCGUUACACCCUCGAUGACUGGACACGGAUCAACGGGGUUUGGUUACUGAUAGCCGAUGUUUCCCGGAGACCACUACAUGUAGAUUGCCUCCCCCACCACGGAUCACACCGAACACCAAAGCCCCAGCCCCAAGAUGUGGACGUGGACGUGAACAGACCCCAACACCCCAUGAUGACCAUGAAGAUGACCAAAUGCGAGCGAGCACCAAUCCAAAUUCAAAUCGAUCAUCGACCCCUUCAUGGCUGCACACUCUACAUGAUGCCAACAAUCAAAUGCGAUUAUAUAUGGAACGAUCAAUGCAAACAAUGGACCAACAUAUCAAAUGCAAUAACAUUACAACUAAUGAUACAUUUUUAAAACCGGGAACUACGACAUUGAUGUGUAUAGUCAAAUUUAUUAUGUAUGCCUUUCGGAGACCUUCAAGGACAUCUGGAAUACCUUUUAAGUUUUUUUAUUUUUGUUUUUAUUUUAGUAAUUGCAAUGUCGUAGUCUCUAUGCUUCCUUUAGAGUACUACACACAAAAACACUCACACACACACACACUCACACACAUAUACAAGCCACUUAUCUGAAAUGAAAAUCCAUACUUCAAACAUGCAGACUAAUAAAAACAAAAAAGGAAAACAAAAUACAUAAAGUCACCUAUCUGCACUGAAGGCUGCCGCCUUCCCCCACCCCCACAAAAAGGAUAAGAUUUUCCUUGGAACUGGUGAACGAUGGAACUUCAAAAACGAAAGCAGCACUCAAGCACUCGGAAAUGCAACGAAUUUAACCUGUUGCCAAACUAUAAGUAUAACAAUUAAUUAUUAAUAUAAUUAUAACAAAAAAAAAACAGACAAAGAGGACUAUAGAGGAAGGCGUUAACAGUGAUAAGAAGAAGAAGAAGACGAAGAAAAAUAUGCUGACGUUGACGCAAAUGCUGUUAUUGAUGAAAUGAUCCUGUCGUGGACGGUCAGGAUGAUUUUCAAUAAAGAUUUUUACAAAAUACUCCUAAGACUAUAGAGAUGUACAGAUUUAACUAGAUUUACAACCAAACGAAAAACAAAAUGGCGAAAACUAAACUACUAUUUGAAUAUGUAUGUAAAUAUUCCUAUACAUAAAGACAACGUACUACAUACAUACAUGCAUAACUAUGUAUAGAAGCAUAUACAUACAUAUAAAACUAUGUAUGUGCUAUAUUCUUUAUACAUAACAAAAAAAAAAGAAAAAAACAAAAACAAAUAAAUAACAGCAACAGAAGAAAAAGAAACAAAGCCAUUAGAAAGAGAAAAAAAACAAAACCAAGAAAAUACCAACAGAGAAAAUUAUAUUAUAAAUAAUUAAUAUUUAAAUAAUAAAACGAAAAGUGAAAUAAAAAACAAAAAAAAAACAUUUCAUAGAUUUACUUUUAAGUAGUUUUGUAUCUACAUAAGUAGCAAUAAAUUUUAAUACCCCCAUGCAGUUUUACUUUUAUUCCAAUAACGAGUAUCCUUUUCCAUCUCUUUUUAAUUAUUAUAUCUGUAAAUAUGUAAUUUGCAAAAUGAAACUAAAAACAACAACAACAACAACAAAAGAAACCAAAUUAAAAACGAAUAAAACAUUAUCUUGUUAAUUUCAAUUCAUUACUAACUGUAGAUGUACUAUUACCGAAUGUAGCGGAUAAUAAAGUCAGUCUAGUUGAAAAUAA